AACUGUUAUCGAGCUCAGAAUAAAGUAAAGGUCACGAUUAGAGUUGGAUUUUAGUUGUGAUGGUUCUAAAACCAAAUCUUACAGAAGUACAGAGGACCUUCUCGGGUGCCCUAGUUCUUCCUGAGAUCGUGCCCUAUGUCACGGUGAUCUUGGGCAACAACACUGGCUCCGUCUGCACUGGGUCGCUGAUAGCACUAGACCUCGUGCUGACUCUGGCUCGGUGUCUGUACGACGGUUUUCAUCAGUGGGAGUUCUCCGAUAGCUUGACUGUACUCUCGGGAGUCUCCACGCUGACCAAUCUGACCGCUCAGGCCUCAGUACAGAAGCGGUAUGUCAGCUCGAUAAGCCUCCAUCCCAACUUCCAGGUAACGGCCGCGGAUCCUUCUUUCGGAUAUAACGACAUUGCAAUCCUUAUGGUGAAUGAACCGUUCAAGGAGACGGAUUCUGUGAAGCCGACUCCGGUGGGUGACAUUGACUGGACGGUGAGCAGCGAUGUCAAGUGUAAAAUGGCAGGGUUUGGUGCAGUCAAUCCACUGAGUUUCUCCCCGGAGGAUGACCAUCUCAAACUUCACGAGGUGGUGGCCACACGGCGGUGCGACUGUCAGCAGAGCCUAAUCAAUCACUUCGGCCAUCGUGUCGACCGCUGGAUCUGCCUCAGACCUGAGGGAAAUCCUGGGCCUUGUGUGGGAAGUGCGGGGGCGGGACUGGUGUGUGACGGGAAGCUGCUGGCCCUCAACGUCGGCAUCAUCCCUUUUAGCGAUCUCACUCAGUGUAUCUUCAGGCACACCCCCAUGGUCAGCUGUGAGAGUAAGUAUUCCCUGGCGAUCUUCCUUGACCUCUGCCCGUACCUUCCCUGGAUUCACUUCAAUUAUCGUGAAAUAUCUGCCGGCCCUAUUAACUGUUCCAAGUCUAACGGUUUGUAUCCUAGCCUCACAGCAAUUGUAUUUGUUGCCUCCUUGCUAAGAGCGUAUACUGCAACUGCUUCAAGAGUUUACAUCUGAUUUUUAAUUUUCUGUUAAAUAAAUGGUUUUAGACACUUAAGAAUUUGUGUGAGCGUAAAUCAGUUACUUUUACAAUGUAAUUAAACUGAAAUAAAUCAUUGUUA
This is a messenger RNA of Homalodisca vitripennis (glassy-winged sharpshooter), 1105 nucleotides long. Its product is annotated as kallikrein 1-related peptidase b16-like. Gene Ontology annotation, biological process: proteolysis. The coding region runs from base 60 to 1001 and encodes 313 amino acids. The record is from RefSeq and is a predicted model, not a curated record. Gene Ontology annotation, molecular function: serine-type endopeptidase activity. Lineage: Eukaryota; Metazoa; Arthropoda; Insecta; Hemiptera; Cicadellidae. The transcript is spliced from 4 exons.